UAGACCUUAAUUAGCUUCUGUCUGGGACUUUAAGAGAAACAUAACACUAGAGAAAUAAUUUUGUUAUCUUGUUAAAUUAACUCUGUUUAUUAAGGUUACAGACGAGCAGGGCUGAUAAUUUUUGCUGCUUAGCUCCCACAUUAUCGUUUCGCUGUAGCCGCUAACCGCUACCUUAAUGCUAACAGAGCUAGUGCGGCUAUUGGGUAAUUGCUAAUAGUUACACGUGUGCGGCGGCCAGGUUAACGUUUAUGGUUUAUGAACUGUUUAAUAUUUAGACGUUGUUAAAACUGGAGCUUAAGUGAUCUCUCGAAAUUCCUCGUAAGGUUUGUUCAGUGCUGUGAAUGUCAGCUGUUUCAGCUGCUGGCGGUGAAAGGAGGAGGCGAAGACGCCACUGUUAGUAUGGAUACCGCUGCGAAUGAACAUCCGGCCCCACCGUAAAUUCUUUAUUGACCAGCAUCAAUUGAUUAGUAUCGCUUUUAAUUAAUUUAAUUUUUUUUUUUUGAUAGCCCUAUUUCAGACGCUCAAAUAUAAGGAUAUCCCGGUCCCAUCUGAUGAUGAGCUGAUUUGGGUGAACAUGCAAAAAUGCAAAAAAUUUUAAUGGCUCUACUUAUUUGCCAUCUUUCUCAGAGUUAGAUCAGAUACCACUCUCCUGUGUUUUUGGUAAACCUGAAGUCCAUUCGCUGUGAUUUUCUAGGUUUAUGUGCUGGACUGUUUCUUCACCACUGAUCAAAAGCAAAGACUGUUGAGAAGGCGAGAGGGCAAAUUCCAGCCUUUCAGACGAUUGUUUGGGAAGAAGAAGAAAAGACAGGCGGAAGAGGGCUUUGAUGGAGCACAGCUAAAAGCCAGUUUUUCUACAGGGGAAGUGUGCAAUGGAGUUACAUCUGACGACGAUCAAAAUCUGAGGGAGUUGAAUCCCAUCGGAUCUCGAGCUCUCUCACACGACAGCAUCUUCAUUCCAGAGGAGCCGGUGAAGGAGGCCGGUCUAGAUCACAGCAUGUCCCAGGAAAACGUGUCGGAUAAAGUUAGGAAUUUACAGAGGCAGAUAGCACAAGGUAUAAAAUUCGGCCAAAGGCCUCCUUCUCUGAGGAGGAGUGAGGGAGAUGAGGGCAGCUCAGAUGAGGAAGAGGUUCCCCGGAGCCCUUUGAAGGUUUUGGCCCAGGUAGAAGCAGAGCCACCAAGAACAGAGCCAAAGCAGGUCCAGGGAGCUCAGCCAUCUGGACCACACAGCCCCCCAGUGAAGUCUCCAAGGUCCAAACGAGUUCUUCCACCCACUGGUACGAUUGAGUCCAUCAACCUCGAUGCCGUCCCUCAGUCUGUUCCUCGCUUAGACAACACUGCCGCCAAGCAUAAACUCUCCAUCAAGCCGAAAAACCAGCGGAUUUCCCGCAAGCACAGGCGGUUUACACAGGACCUCCAAGAGGUAUCCAUUCCUGGUGUGAUGCAAGAUGACCUAGAGGUGGCAGGUGUCUCCCCAGACGACCAACGCAGAGCAUCUGUUGAGUCCCUUGAAAGCUUCAAGAAACAGAGACUCCAUGAGGAGGAAAUACAGGAAGUAAGGAGGAUGAGGGAGCUGGAGGAGCUGAGGCUCAGACAGGAGGAAGAAGAGAGGAGGAAGAGAGCAGAGGAGCUGAGGCUGCAUGAACUGGAGGAGGAGAAAUGUCGUAAGCAACAGCAGGAAGAAGAAGCGAGAAGGCUGCGAGAGGAGGUAGAGAGAAAGAGAAGGGAGGAGGAGGAAAGCAGGGUCAGAGAGGAGGAGGAAAGGAAGAUCAGAGAGGAGGAGGAAAGGAGGCAAAAGGAAGAGGAAGAGCGCGUGAGGAGGCUGGAAGAGGAAAGGAGGAUGCGAGAAGAGGAGGAGCGUCGACAGCGGGAAGAAGAGGAAGAAAGGAGACAACUAGAAGAACUAAGGAGGAAAGAGGAAGAGGACAGGAAAAGGCAAGAGGAGGAAGAAAUGAGGAAGCAAGAGGAAGAGGCAAGAAGGCAGCUGGCGCUUGAGGCUGAGAGGAAGAAGCUGAUGGAAGAAGAAGAGGAAAGAAAGAAAAAGGAGGAAGCAGAAAAACUGAGGUGGGAAAUGGAAGAAAAGGAAAAAAAGGCAGCAGAGGAGAAGCGGAGAAAAGAAGAAGAGGAGCAGAGGAGGAUGUUGUUGGAAGAGGGCGAUGGGAGUUUUGACCCACAAGAAAAGAAGAGGAGAGCUGAAGAGUUACGCUGGAGGGAGAUGGAGGAGAGACAGAGGCCUUUUUCUUUUAAAGUGUCCUCUGGUGAGAAGCAGAUUCUCUUCCAGAAGGUCAAUCUGAUGCCUGUUACCCCAACCUCCAGCCACCAGAGUGCUGCUGUCCCUUAUCAAAGAGAUGGAGUGAAGGCUUCCUCCUCUGAAGGACCAGACUCCCCCAACCUGCCAACAUCUCCAUAUGUUCCCCAUACGGCCAUCCUAGUGACAGGCGCCCAGCUAUGUGGGACAGCUGUCAAUCUAGACCAGAUCAAAGACACCGCCUGCAAGUCCCUGCUGGGUUUGGGAGAGGAUAGAAAGGCCCAGGGAACGCCGCCAACAAAGAACAAGACGUCCCCGGAACGCAAGUCCGGAAAAACCAAAUCACUAAAUGAAUCCACUCUCUGUACCGACCAAUCCAGUGCAGCCGUCCUAGCAGAAUGGGCAAGUAUCAGAUCAAAGAUAUUCAAGGGAGUAGAGGAGGGGAAGUAUGAUGAGUACCCAGAGCCAAGCAGAAGCCAGCCUCAGUCCAGCAAUGAAGAACAGCCUCUGUUUGCUCACACAAACCUCAGGAAGACCAUGUCUGCCAGCGCCAAGUUCUCCAUCACCCCUGCAAGGAAGAAGUUUGGAGAUUCAAAUAGGAGCUCUGAGGUGUUUAGUGCAGAACGUAAAGAAGCAGGAGAGGAAGUAGCUCCACCUGGAAGCCCCACUGCAGCCUCUCCCUCUCCAACAAGUAAACCUCAGAACAGGACAAGUAAAAGUGUCCGCAUCGUAGAAAGAGGGUCAGAUGAGUGUAUGUUUGCCAAAGACCUUCCUUCUUUCCUGGUUCCCAGUUCUGAAAUUAAAUCUGAGGGGCCAGAAUUGAAGAGCAGAGUUCAGAGUGAGACAGGGGCAUCUGAAAGCAGAGAGGAGGGAGAGGAGCAGGGCCAGGACAGUGAGGAGAAGCCUUCUCCUUUUGGCAUAAAGCUGAGGAGGACCAACUACUCUCUGCGCUUUCACAGCGAGCAGUCCACGGAGAAAAAGAAGAAACGUUACAGUGCUGGGGACAGCUUUGAUGGCAUCCCUUCGCCUCUCACCCCCAUUGAGCCAGACUCUGACACGUCCUCUGUCUUUUCGGACAAAUCAAGCCCCACAUCGCCUCAGAAAGAGGGCGCGGUCGGCAAGUAUUUGCACGCGUCUGCCUCCCCUGCUUUCCCCCGGGCUAAACUGAGUAAGUCUCCCAGCCCGACUCCACACAGCGAGGGUGAGAAAGUGCUUUCCAAGCCACCGCUCUACCGCAGGCCAGCAACAUCGCCUAAGCCAACAGGUACGGUCCCAACACCUCCUCCAUCACCGCUACCUAAGGUAGCUCACGGGCCUCCCAGUGAUGAUACAGUGCAGAGUACAGGAGGCGCAGAUUCAUCCAGCCAGGAGCAAGCUGGCAGGAGUGAGGAACCUUCAGCAGUGGCCCUGUUGCACAAGAGCGGCCAAUGUCAUGUCCAAGGGGAAGAAGAGCCGAAGGAGAAGAGAUCAUUCUUCCCCUCCAUUAACAUACCCUGGAGGGAGAAGGCAGACAGAAAGACAGAACUCAUCAGGAGAGAAAAACCAUCCCUGCAGAGCAGGCACUCACUGGAUAGUGCGAGGGUCCAGGAGAAGGAGGCUGGACCCUUAUGGAUCACAUUGGCUCUGCAGAAGCAGAAAGGCUUCAGGGAGCAGCAGCAGAACCGGGAGGAGCGCCGUAGCCAAAGAGAGGCCAAACUGGCAGAAAAACAAGCCAGAGAGAGAGACAGUGUUAUGCUGGUGAGCCCCACAGAGAGCAAAGGAAGUGGGAGCACCAGUCCUUCAUCUAAACCUCAGACACCAGAGGAGCUCAAGAGACCCGACAGCCUGCUGGGAAAAUUCGAGCGCCGAGAACACCUGAAAAAGGCCAACACUUUACCGAGCUCUGUCACCGUUGAGAUUGCAGACUCUACACCGUCACCACCUGCUGUCAAAGAGGUGUCAAAGCGCUUCCCCUCCAGUGACUCGCCACAGGUUUCCACAGAGCCGGCCUGGCUUGCGCUGGCCAAACGAAAGGCCAAAGCCUGGAGCGACUGUCCUCAGAUCAUCAAAUAAAACCUCAAACCGCCUCACACGGGACUCCGGCCUGCACUGAGGGUGCACACUGCCCAUAGACUCUGAAGCACUUGGAGAGUCACCAUUACCCGUCCCUCCCCUCACAAUGAGAACUCCUGACUGUGAAACCAGUAAAGCUCUCCAUCACCUCCCUAACCCUCCACACUGGCUGGUACUAUUAUGAUGUUAAAGUGCGCUUCACGUUCACUUAAUCCAAUACAGUCGCACAGAUAUAAACAACUGAUGCGAGCAUGCACAUACUGUAUAAAAACACAAAGUAUAUGUCCCUAAAAGUCCUCUGCAGCCAAUCACAAACAUGGUUGUCCUCUGCAAUAGCCAACUGUCUUUUUUUUUUUUUUUUAAUUGUGUAGCCAACGGUGUAACCAUGGUUGUAAAUAAAUCAUUUGCUCAACACAAUAUAACACUUAUAAGCUCUGAUCUAUGACAGUGUUUAACAGAGGGUAACUGUCUGAAUCACGCUUUAAGGGCUACCAGUAAAACUAAAACCUCAGCGUGACCCUGCUGAAACUGCUUCUGGAAGUGUUACAGGCAUCUCUUCUCCCAUCCCUGGCAUUGUUUAUGUAAAGCAGCAGAUUUAUCUCUUCUGUAUCUUUUCUCUGAGCCUUGUUUGUCAUGUACAAAAGAUGCCUUUUUUAAAAAAAAAAAAAACAAAAAAAACUCAUACUGGAAAAAUCUUAGCUUAACAAUUCUCACUGUGUCCGUGAUGACUGUGAUAGCUGUCCAAGGAGCUAUUGUACAAUUUUGCCAUGAUUAAAAAAAAAAUAAAAUAACAAUCGGUCAUAAUCUCUCUCACACACACAUGGUGGGUGCACCUAAACACAGCACUGAAGACCACAAGUGUUACUGGGCAUUUAUGGUGAACCUGCACCUCAUCCUCACAGCUGUGAGACGAUGUAAUUUGGAUUUAUUUAUUAUAAUUAUUACUACUUUGCUUUGCUUAUGGAGACAGACACAACAUCUCCUAGCUGUAGACCUACAACUCUUGUAGUUGUCCUCCUGUAACACGCUCGUCUUAGUAGGCCUGCGCCAUCACUUCCUCUUAAAUGUGAUAUGAUCCUACAUAAUGUAAACAUUUCCUCUAUGAAAAAAAACCCCUUGAUUCUUAUUUCCUGCCACUCACUCAAUGAUCUGUAUCUAUGUAAGUAUGUACUGUAAGUCAAAGGCAUUACCACAGGUCUGGUCAGAAAAGAGGCCCCUAAAAGAGGUAAAUUCACUGUCAUUUUGUUUCUAACUUUGGUCGUGCACAAUAGUGUAGUGUACGCAGUGUUGUAUGUAACAAAAAAAUGUUUGGUAUUAUUUGCACUUUUUUGUCCCACUUACAGAUAUGAACAAAAAAUUCUUAAGGAGAUACAAAAAUGUUAUGAGUACUGUAAAUUAAAUACUGAUGUCUGAA
Molecule: messenger RNA, 5711 nt
Organism: Archocentrus centrarchus (flier cichlid)
Lineage: Eukaryota; Metazoa; Chordata; Actinopteri; Cichliformes; Cichlidae
Gene: cracd
Product: capping protein inhibiting regulator of actin dynamics
Exons: 9
Coding region: 995-4297 (1100 amino acids)
Biological process (GO): maintenance of gastrointestinal epithelium; negative regulation of barbed-end actin filament capping
Source: RefSeq, a predicted model, not a curated record